AUGACGGAGCCAUGCUCCACUCAUGCUGUGUUGCAGCUGGAGCCAGCAGAACGGCUGCCAGAUCCGACGCACACUCAGCGCAGGAGAGGAGGAAAACAUACAGAACGCAAAAUAAAAGAGCAGUGUCGAGAAGACAGGUGUGCUCUUGGUGUCCAUGGAAGCAUCACCAGAGUUCACCUGCCAUGUGUGCAUGAUGCCUACAGCGACAAGGACCAAAUGUGA
This is a messenger RNA of Podarcis lilfordi (Lilford's wall lizard), 222 nucleotides long. The record is from the annotation of a GenBank genome assembly. NCBI's taxonomy places the organism in Eukaryota, Metazoa, Chordata, Lepidosauria, Squamata, Lacertidae.